Messenger RNA from Symbiodinium pilosum, 681 nucleotides. The record is from the annotation of a GenBank genome assembly. Lineage: Eukaryota; Dinophyceae; Suessiales; Symbiodiniaceae.
AUGAAGGAGAUGGUGCUGACAAAGUAUUCGGAGAAGCUGGCUCCCCACGAGAGUCCCAGAAAGCGACGCCGCCGCUCGUGCAAGGCCAAGAAGACCUCGGCUGAGAAGAGUCACCCCGAGGGCCAUGACCAGGUUUCAUCAAUCAAGCCACGGAAGUUGGACUUCGAGGACGAGUCCGAUGGCGACCAGCACGAGGAUGAUUCGUCUCCUGCUUCCGCUCCGUGCUCCCCGGGCGCACACAAGUCGGAUGCAGCGGACUUCUGUGACAGCACACCGGCCAAGUCGGCCAUCCCCUCAGUGGAUGAGGACCUCUUCUCCGGGAAGUUUGCACGACCCAAGCAGUCUCCCUCGCAGACAUCCUCACCGAGUGCCCGCAAGAAAGCUGCAACAGCUACUGCUUCGAAAGAGGGAAAGGCACCGAAGUUGGCUACUGGUGCUCUGGAUGUACCUGCCCGAACGGACGAGCAGCGUGAGGAGGACCUGCCGCGAAAGGACGAGGUUAGGCAGUUGCUGGACAAGAUCAGGGAGAAUCGGCUCGUGGCCAUCCUUCCGCUUGAUUGCAAGCCGUCCGACCAGAAGUUCUUCCUGCAGAUCCUCGUGCAGGAAGAUCUCCUGACCGUGAAGGACGCAUUCGACAAUUUGGGUACGUAUCAUGGAGUCUUGUCUGCCAUUAAUGUAUGA